AUGGGGCUGAACGGAAAGCGGUUGCUACAGCCACGUCUCACAUUUGCCGCGAAAGUCCGUCCAGACCGAAUGCAAGGCUCGAUUGUUCUCAAGCCUCUUCGGCGUCCCGUCGGGCCUCGAACCAGAGACCUGUCAAUGCGCCCAUCUGCCGCCCUCUUUCCCCUCAGAUGGACUCGAACUAAUCCCGUGGGCAUGUCCGCCUCUCGCCGGCCGGCCGAACGAACGCGAGCCGAGGCAUGGCUCCUGCCCCGCCCGCUCGGAUUGGCUCAGCUCAAGCCAACUCACAGAACAACUCUGUCCUUCCCUCUUCCUUCCAGCUCUCUCUCUCUCUCUCUUUUUCUUUAUUUCCCCUUUUAUCUAUCUAUCUAUCUAUCUAUCUAUCUAUCUAUCUAUCUAUCUAUCUGCUCGUCUAUCAAUCUAUCAAUCAAUCUAUAUAUAUAUAUAUAUAUCCACCUACUUAUCUAUCUAUCUAUCUAUCUAUCUAUCUAUCUAUUUAUUUAUCUAUCUAUCUAUCUCCAUCUGGCAACUUCUUGCAAAAGUUGCCCAUUCGCCCUGCCUCAUCGUCGCCUUUUCGACAUUUGCCUUUCGCCUUUCGCCGUUCAUCUUUUCGUCCUUGUUGCUUCGCUCUUCACGUCUGACCUGGGCUUGAUUUGUCUCUGCUGGCCGGCUCAUUGCGUCACCGCUUCUCGUUGCCCCGGAGCCUCUGUCGCGUCUCGCCUUUGCCAUCGCCGUCCGUGCGAGUAUUGGCAAAUGGAAGUGUGGCACACCGACAACUCGCCCUCCACCAGACAGCCAAGGACGCGCUGGAGCCCAGCCUCGCCCAAGCCUCGCCCAAGUUUGGCCCGAACCUGGCUCGGUUCCGGUCGGUCGGUCGGUCGGUCGGUCGGUCGGUCGGUCGGUCGAGCGAGCGGCAGAGACCUCUUUCUCCGAGGCCUCGAUAACCUCUCGCGUCUCGCCCAUUUCUCCCUCUCUCGCCCAACCUGCUUCACACUCCGUCCACCUGUCUGUCCGUCUGUCCGUCUGUGUGCCGACCUGCAGUUGACCAUCUUGUGGCAGAAGAAGACGACCGUCUAUAGACCCUCCGACCCGGUACCCCCUUCCGACAACUUGGCCUCCUGUACCCCUCGCCGGCCCACUCGCGUACGCCCCAUUCGUCGGACAGUCAUCCUCUCCGUCUGUCCGUUCAUCCGUCUGUCUGUCUGUCUGUCUGUCUGUCUGACGGCAUGCCGGCAUGCCGUCCCGUCAGAAGUCGCUUUCACCGUUGCUGGGGCGCAUAAGAAGACCUGCUGUCCGCCGGGGCUGAUCGAUCGCACUCAAUUGUCGCGGCUGCGCGUGGUUACACGAUGCGGUGCUGUGUGUCUCGGCGCCAAGCCCACCUCGAGCUGGUUCUCGUUGACGACAUGUCGACCGGUUGUCGUAGCCCAGCUCGGCUCGAGCAAAACAGUCGCUCUCUCGAGACAGCCCCUCUCCUCACUCGCCCAGGAUUACUCGCCUCCCCCUCCUCCUCGUGGCGGCCUCGAUGCCCCGGAAUUAUCCUCCUUCAACGCCGACGUCGACGUCGACGUUGACGUUGACGUCGACGCGCACAGCCUCAGUCACACCCACACCCACGGCAAUGGCGCUUGCCAACGUGACGCCGACAAUGACGCCAACGGCGACGCCAACGCCGACGGCGACGGCGACGGCGACGGCAAUUACGGCGAGCGUUCAGGGCCUCCUUCAUGCUCGCCUCGGACGCCCGACAGCCCUGCCUCGCCUCGGUCCAGCUUGAUCGGAAGCCUCACUCCCGAUUCACCCCCC
Molecule: messenger RNA, 1800 nt
Organism: Protopolystoma xenopodis
Lineage: Eukaryota; Metazoa; Platyhelminthes; Monogenea; Polystomatidea; Polystomatidae
Source: the annotation of a GenBank genome assembly